GGCGGUGAUACUGUGCAACACGGGUAUUGCGUUACUGGCAUACAUGGAUGGAGUCACGAGAACCAUGACGCUCGGCGGAGUGGUGCUCUCGGCAGCCGCGGCUGCCGGCUCCGGAGUGUACAAAGUGACGUUCAAGAAGCUCAUAGGCGACGUGUCGUUCGGUCAGCUGUCGCUGUUCUUCAGCCUAAUCGGCUUCCUGAACCUGCUGCUCAUGUGGCCAGUCUUGCUGGCGCUGUACCUGUUACGCUUCGAGACGAUCGUGUGGAGCCGCAUGCCCUGGGGAAUGCUCGCCGGCGCAGGCGCACUUUCGUUACUAUCAAAUUUGCUGGGGAAUUUCGGCAUCAUCUGGACUUUUGAAAUAUUCCUCACAUUAGGACUUGCGUUUGCAGUGCCAAUUUCUGCGAUCGUAGACGUGUACAUCUACGAGGUGAUGUUCGAGGGCAUGAAGCUGGCCGGAAUCUUGCUCAUCCUGAUCGGCUUCAUGCUGGUGCUGCUGCCGGAGGACUGGCCCGACUACCUGACCAUGAUUCUGCGCUACCGACGGAGCAGCCGCCGGCGCCGAACAGUCGCGAAGAAGCCUACGCAGGACACCACCACGGGACACCGCUCCCGCCUGAGGACGCCGUCUGGUCGCAUCAAGUAGCGCUUGGACGGGUUUGAGCUCGGGGACCUGCUCAGAGUUCAAAUCCAGAACAAACGACUAGAGCAGACGGCGCACUUCAGCGUCGACAUGGCCAGUACGGUGUACGGCGGCCAGAGAACUCCGGACAGCGAAGCGCACGAGUACAUAUUCUAAUGAGGCAGUGAGUGGUGCGCGCAGAGUUGCCUCCCUUUGAAGGCAACCACGUUGAUGCUGCGCACAAUGCGACGGUGCUGUCGUUCGCGCUGUCUCGGACAAGUUGUGUGCAGAACUGGUAUCGGCAGUGCGUCAUGCUGACGAAGAAUCGCGGGGCUGUUGUUACUGCCACUCAACGUUGCUCGAGAGAUGUUUCGGCUACAUUGCAGUGAAGACCAUGCUGUGUUGAUGCGCGUAGAGGUGCGCGCAAACUUCGGCUGAAAAUUGGGGAGAAGGACGCCGAAGUUGGACUUGUUUGUUUGAAGGGAUAAUGGUACGAGAAGAGCGUGUUGGUGGUGAACGAACGUUAGCGUUGGAUAGUCGAGCGUUUCUUGUUAGAUUAUUACUGCGAGAGUCUAGGAGGCAGUUGUUGAGCGCACGCGGUGACGUUGACGUUUCGGUGACUUUCCUUUUUGGUCGUUCAGCGUAAUGCGGUGCUCAAGUCUGUAAGUUUGCAGUGAAGUGUGUUUCCAUGAGCACUAACAACUUGCACUUGUUUGAUAACCAAGGAAGAGCUGCAAUAAUAUGCGUGUCACGUUGAUGUCACAAAAGCAUCCACAUCUGAGUCAAUGCAACCGAGCUACUUGCCGAUAUUUCUUCUAGCGAUCAACAGAAUACUGGUAUCUUCAAUCAACGUAUUGCACUUUUCUUGCUGCCCCAUUACCUCAAAUCUAGAUUUUUCACACUUUGUUAUCGCUUUAUUUGAUAUUCCCAUCUGUCACUUGCUAUUUGGGUGGCAAUACGAUGUUCGCCGUAAAUGUAGCGAAACUUGGUACUAACGUUAGAAAGAAGGUUCCCAUGUGUUUUAUUUUAUCUGCCUUUAAGUAAUAUAUUUUCUCUAUCAAAAAUUUAUAUCACCAAAAAGAAAUGAUCUGAGCUGCAGCAUGAACUGUGAGCACUUGCUAUCUCUAGUCAGUGGAUGAAUAUCAUUGUCUGAGCCUGGCACCGUGAAUGUCAUGGGCAAGUUAAAAAAAAGUAAACGUCGUAUUGCUUGAUGUAGGAAUGUUGAGAGAUCAGGUAAGGGACACACCAGAUCUGUAAGGUGCAUGUAUUUAUUUUCCAUAACGCAUAAUUGUCUCACUUUUGCGGUUCACUUUAAUUUGUUCACUGCACAUUGCCGGCAGUGGCAACGUCAUGCACACAGCAAGCUGCGCGGUAGCGUUGCUUUCAUCAUGGCUAAAAUAAAGACUGCAAGCCCGGUACGCGUGAUAAAAAAAGAGUGUUCUGGUUUUCCUUUGUCCCGAUGAAUGACAGAUCAUAUCUUCAAAAGAAACAAAGAGUGUGCAAGGUCGAUUCAAAUAGGUCGCGAAGCUUCGGGCGAAAAGCGGUUCAGUACAGAUUGUCACCGACAUCAGCAUGGGGGGUUAUGGGAGCAGCGAUUGAAGCGCGACUAUGUUUGGAGGGAACAAAUAUUGGGAAAGAAAAACGCGUUUUUAAUUCAAACGAGACACAGUUAGAU
Dermacentor albipictus is the source of this 2294-nucleotide messenger RNA. The record is from RefSeq and is a predicted model, not a curated record. Lineage: Eukaryota; Metazoa; Arthropoda; Arachnida; Ixodida; Ixodidae.